GCGUGCAUUACGUUUCCACCGCUCAGUACGCAUGCGCUAGUUACCUAGCUGUAAGGAAGUUCACUGUGCGAGGUUUCUGCGUCAUUUUUAGGCGCGCGUGCCGCCUUUAUUUAUUUAUUUAUUUAUCUAUCCUAGUUAUCGUUUAGCGAACCUGCGUCGAGCGUUAUUCUGCACGGACUUUAAACGCAACAUGGCUUUGGUAUCAGCUGAUUCCAGAAUUGCUGAGCUCCUAGGAGAACUGCACCAGCUUAUCAAACAGACACAGGAGGAACGAUCAAGAAGUGAACAUAAUCUUGUGAAUAUCCAGAAAACCCAUGAACGGAUGCAGACAGAGAACAAGAUCUCUCCGUAUUAUCGGACGAAAUUACGUGGCCUCUAUACAACAGCUAAGGCUGAUGCAGAAGCUGAAUGCAACAUCCUGCGCAAGGACUUGGACAAGAUCGCUGAGAUAAAAUCUCUUUUGGAAGAAAGGCGAAUUGCUGCCAAGAUUGCUGGGCUCUACAAUGACUCUGAGCCGCCACGUAAAACCAUGCGCCGUGGAGUGCUGAUGACUCUUCUCCAGCAGAGCGCCAUGACUCUUCCAUUGUGGAUUGGGAAGCCUGGAGAAAAGCCGCCUCCCCUUUGCGGUGCCAUCCCUGCCUCUAGUGAUUAUGUGGCCAAACCGGGAGAUAAAGUGGCAGCUCGUGUCAAGGCUGUUGAUGGGGAUGAGCAGUGGAUCUUGGCUGAGGCUGUGAGCUACAAUCAUGCCACCAACAAAUAUGAAGUGGAUGACAUUGAUGAAGAAGGAAAAGAGCGUCAUACCUUGAGCCGACGUCGCAUCAUCCCUCUGCCUCAGUGGAAGGCCAAUCCUGAAACAGACCCUGAGGCCUUGUUCCAGAAGGAUCAGUUGGUCCUGGCCUUGUACCCACAAACCACCUGCUUCUACCGAGCCCUCAUCCACGCGCCACCUCAGCGGCCCCAAGAUGACUACUCGGUCCUCUUUGAAGAUACCAGCUAUGCAGAUGGCUACUCUCCCCCUCUCAAUGUAGCUCAGCGCUACGUUGUGGCUUGCAAAGAAACAAAGAAGAAGUGAUGUUGCCCUGCACCUGCAGCUUGGUUAGGAACAAGGUCUAUCUCAGUGAACCUCUGCAGAGGGACAGUGAAUGAAAUAUGAAGCAACAGAAACCCAUUAAGAGCAAGAGCAGGAGUUUAAUUUAUUAACCUAAGAAGCUUUCAUUCCAAUACAACACAGGCAGAGAAAUAAUUAUAUGAUUACUUCCAAAAGUUAAAGACUUUGGCAGGAAUUGAUAGUUGCUUUGGAAGCAGCAAACUACAAUACUUUGAGUAAAGAACGGACAAUUGUUUGCUAUUUGUCAGUUUUUGUUAUUUGGAUUUUUAAACUUGCAGCUGUUUUAUUUUAUUUAGGCUGCCUUUUUGGCACGCCUCAAAUUAAUGAAGUGCUGCGUACUUUAGAUUCUUUUCCAGUUCUUUUUUCCUCCUGUCUUAAGAAGAUUGCAAAAUGUCCUGCCUUGGAGAAAAGAUUUGGAAUGAAAUCCAACAAUUAAAACACAAGGACUUGACCUGAAUUUGUGACUUUCUAAAGGAAAGUAGGAGGGGAUUUGGGAUUUUUUUUUAAAUUUGGGGGUGAAAAGGAUGACUGGGACUCCUGGUCAGCUAUGGAGGAUAAUUUUACUAAUUGUUCUUGUUUCUAUUGUGCAAUUUCCUAUUUUAUUCAUUUCACCACUUGCAAAAAAAUUAAAUCAAAAGGGGGUUGUUAUUCUAAUGUGACUAGAAUUCCAACAGAAUCUUUUUUCAAGGAUUGGAACAUUUUCGAAACCAGGAGUGGUGACUUGGAAUUAGUCUCAAAAGAACAGAUUGCAUAAUUUUAUUUUAUUUAUUGCAUAAAUUAUAACAUUUAAACCAUGCAAGAAUAAAAAUACAAAAAACAAAAUAGAAAAGUAACCACUAAUAAAAAACAUGUUAGGAAGAGGAAAAAAAUCAUAAUGCCUUCAGGAAUAAUUGUCUUCAAUAGAAAUUAUACAAUUGAUAGUUUUCUAAAGUAUAUCAAAGCAGAACACAUCUAUAUAACUUUUUUUAAAAGUUAUUGGUAAGUACAAAAACCAGAUAAUGAUGGCUCUCAAUCGUUAGAAUUUUCAGCGGGAAGAAUUAUGGAGCUAGAAAUUAUAUUUCCAGAAAUAGGGACAUUAUAAACAUUUGAUUUCUUUCUUCUUUUCUGACAGUUUUAGCAGAACCCUUAAAUGGCAUAACACCAUUCUCCAUCUAAUGAGACUCAAAUUUGCGUCCUAAAAAUUUUCUCUUAGUUUCAGAUAAUACUACCUAACAAAUCAGAUUUUUUUUUUCUUUCACUUCACCAUUUUUUAAAAUUACACUUCAAAGUAUUGUGAUGAAGAGUUCUUAGAAACUUUAAAACUUGCACUUGGGUCAUAAAAUAUUUUGGCUCAAUAAAAAUUGUCCCAAAGAUGCUUUUUAAAAGGAUAAUUGGACUUCCUUAGUUUUUUCCCCCCCUUGAAAAUGUUUCACUUCUCAUCCAAGAAGUUUCUUCAAUUCUUCAGAACUGAAAAAGCUUCUCGGAUGAGAAGUGGAUUUUUUUCAGGGGAAAACCCCCCAAGAAAAUCCAGUUGCUUUUUGAAAAGCACCCUUGAGACAACCAUGACUUGGAUGAUUAAGAAUCCAUAGAUAUUUUUACCCAAUAAAAAUAUUUAUAAACUUAUGGGGAAAUGGGAAAAAGGACAGCAUUGUUUCUUUUUAAAGAGAGGUGUUUAUGCAAAUAUUCAAAAAAUGAAUUCUAAUUGGUGUCAGCUAGAAAUGGCUUUUUUACCUAUCAAAUUUUUGAAGUGAUUUUUUCUUUAGGAACAGAAACAAUAGCUGUCGUGAAACUUCAUUUGACCCUUUGUUGAUGAGGAAAUUGAAAAAAAAAAAGCAUGCCACUAUGUUCCUCAAUAAAUCAAGCUUGAACUUAGAAUAAACAAAACCUUAUCAAAUAAA
This is a messenger RNA of Ahaetulla prasina, 2985 nucleotides long. RefSeq names its product SAGA complex associated factor 29 (gene SGF29). NCBI's taxonomy places the organism in Eukaryota, Metazoa, Chordata, Lepidosauria, Squamata, Colubridae. Gene Ontology annotation, cellular component: SAGA complex. The transcript has 10 exons. The coding region runs from base 191 to 1072 and encodes 293 amino acids. The record is from RefSeq and is a predicted model, not a curated record.